This is a messenger RNA of Aspergillus pseudonomiae, 662 nucleotides long. RefSeq lists its product as uncharacterized. Bases 188 to 529 code for a protein of 113 amino acids. Lineage: Eukaryota; Fungi; Ascomycota; Eurotiomycetes; Eurotiales; Aspergillaceae. The transcript has a single exon. The record is from RefSeq and is a predicted model, not a curated record.
UUGUCAUGUUUUCGGCGUUGGUGGAUGGUUUUCGGAUAACUCAUCGCGCCAAGUACCUCAACUCAUUGACUGGGCUUUUCCCCCUACUUUUCUGCUUCGCCUUUCCCGUUUUCUCUAUCCUUUUGUCGGCACUUAUCAUGCAGCUUUGGAUGAUCUAAGCUAUUGUCUGAUGUCAUAGGCCGGCGCAAUGUAUUGGGGCAGUCCACAUUGGUGUUUGGGUUCUUUUUUCCGCUCUCUUUGUCUCUCGAGCUGCUGCACGGUCGUUGGGUGUUCUGAAUUUAUUCGGCGUUGUGGAUAUGAAGCCUUUCUUUUCCUUAUUUGUCAACACAUUGAGAGAUUGGCUUUAUUUGCAGGUGGUGUUCAAACCCGCUCUAUGCUUCAUACCCCUUUUCAUCCUGACAAAGAUAGUGCAUCUUGCUAUCCGUCAGAUAAGGACAGCCUCGAUUUGGUGCAGUUCCAAUCUGUGACCAAAAUGCUGGGAGAAGAGAAACCUGGAGACCUGGGGGGAAUCUACGAAAGCUUUCAAUGAAAUGAAAGACUAAAAGAAAGAAAGCAAAAAAAGAAAACGAAAGAAAAAAGAAAAAAAAGUUUGAAAACCAAUGAAAACCAACAAAGAGGAGGGUUACUGUCAGAUGUUUGGCUUACGCCUGUAGCCAGCGGUC